AUGUCCACUGUAAUUGUGUUCUGUCCAAAUGCUCGUCAACAUAAAGUCCAAGUGGCACCUGGAAAGCCUAUGAAAGAGGUAUGCCUUACUCUUUGUAUGUUACUCUUAUAGGUCUUGACUGAGGCAUGCUUACAACAAGGUUACGAUGCUGAUAUUUAUGGUCUGCAAUUCCAACGGAAGUUUAUUGACCUCUCCUUGCCAUUUAGAUUAUCCGGGUUACCAAAUAAUGCUCAUCUUGAAUUGAUCGAGAAGCCAACGGUCUCCCAAAGCCCUGUAAAAAUCGCCCUUCAGGUAAAUUUCAUAUGAUAUCGUUGCGCAACCUCUUCAGACACCUCAUGGACGUUUUGAAAGCGAGUUUGCCAUAGAAUGUACAAUUUGGGAGGUUCUCGAAGCUUUCCAAUCGUCUUAUAAUGUGAAUUUAUUGAGUUUUGAUGAUGUGGAUACUGUACCAGCCGUCUCAUUCAUGCAGAAAACAGUAAGUUAUCACUUAUUUUUGAAUUCUGAUUUAGUUUAAAGGUCAGAUGCAAUUGUCGCAGACAACUUUGAAAGCGAUGGGCAUCGAAGGACGGGUUUUAUUUCGAUAUCUGCAAAUAAAAUUAAGCCCGGAAGAUAAAGCGCAGCUAGAAAAGGAGAUUGAACUGAAUAAAUUGAAGCAAGAGAAGUUAGAACAGAAUUAUCUUGCUAAGAAAAAUGAGAAUGAAGAGAGAUUGCGACUUCAGAAGAAGUUUGAGGAUGAAGUUUUUUCGAGAACUGAGGAAAUGAGGAUCAGACAGACCGAAUCUCCUGCUCAGAUUAACAUACCAACCCCAUCUGAGGUCUCGACAAGCGUUGCGAGUAUUCCAACUGCAUCUUCAGAAACAUCUCGACUGAAUCAAUUGCAAUCUGUCCUCUCUACUCUCUCUGACAGUCUAAGUGAAGGAAGGGUCGACGAUCUGGCUGAUAGGUUGUUGACUGAUACUGGCCGUAUUACUCUUAAUCCACCUCCACCGCAGCCGCUUGAGUUUAUUAAUUUUAAAGUAAUUUGACUGCUUUAUUUCUAAAUUCGGGUUUAUUUUUAGUUUCCGGAUAAGCCCGUGGCUACUGUAGGUGAUCUUCUGAAGUUGGAAAAGGAAAGAGGAUGUGUGGAAGAGGAAGUGGAGAUCCCCGAGAGACAUGCUCUUGUCUUUUCCCCUGAACCGAGAGACGUCGACAUGGAAGUUGAUGAGAGUUUCUUUGAUCUGACUGUUGAAGAUGCGAAAAGAUUGCAGAAAGAGUUGAGGGAGGAAGUGUAAGUCUGGUAUUGAGUUUAAUAAAAAGCUACUAUAGUAGAAGAUCCAACCAGCAAUCUCUUCUUCCGGCGUCUUUUAUUGAAAAUAGAAACAAACAAAAGAAGAAAAAUGCGUAUAAAAAUACAGUAAUCCGCAUUAAAUUGGCCGAGAAGAUUAUUAUCCAAGCUCGAUUUACCUCGACAGAGCCGGGUAAGAGAAAAGGGGCCUUUUUCUUACGUAUUUAUUUAUUUCAGUUCAAAAUUUAUUUAAAUUUGUAAACCAAGUUAUCCGAUGGAAUGAAUUCGAAUUAAUCGCUGUGCUGAAGAUAGACAAGGAGUCCAAGAGGGAUCUGAUCGAUGAAGGAUUAGCUCCGAAGAGUACUUUAACGGUUCAAUGGAAGGGCGUUAAGUUUACUGGUAUGUUUUUGUUAGUUUUAGUUAAUUUAAUGGGGAGUACCUCAAGUGCGACGCCCAGGUUUUCUUUAAUUUUGCGUGCACUUCGGAUAAAUUAUUCUUUGCAGACAGGCUACAUAUUAAUUCCUGUAAAUUUUAGUUUGCUAUUUGCAGACGCAGCAGAGAUAUACAAUGACCUUUGCGGCCGAGAGAGCGCGGAAAAUUUUUUCUAAAUUAUGCCUAGUUUCAUAAAGAUCUGAGCGUCGCACUCGGAGUACUUCCCCUGUUAAUUUCAUUUUUGCAGAAGACCUCAUCAAUUAUGAUGUUCUUUCACGUGUAAGCGAGUCAGAGGCGGAUUCAGAUGUUCAUGAAUGGCUCUCGGCCAACUCUAAUUAUAGUCCAGAUCAGUUUCUGGUUGAUGGUAUGCAGUCUUCUGAAGCUGGGACCAAACGAAAUUACGAUGGCCCUAUCAAUAAAUCCCCCAAUUCGGGUCCUUCUUUGCCCAAAUGGCUCAAGAAGUUUUAA
Molecule: messenger RNA, 2164 nt
Organism: Bursaphelenchus xylophilus (pine wood nematode)
Lineage: Eukaryota; Metazoa; Nematoda; Chromadorea; Rhabditida; Aphelenchoididae
Source: the annotation of a GenBank genome assembly